Messenger RNA from Branchiostoma floridae (Florida lancelet), 650 nucleotides. Its product is annotated as histone H4. Gene Ontology annotation, molecular function: structural constituent of chromatin; protein heterodimerization activity; DNA binding. The transcript has a single exon. Gene Ontology annotation, biological process: nucleosome assembly. Bases 270 to 581 code for a protein of 103 amino acids. NCBI's taxonomy places the organism in Eukaryota, Metazoa, Chordata, Leptocardii, Amphioxiformes, Branchiostomatidae. The record is from RefSeq and is a predicted model, not a curated record. Gene Ontology annotation, cellular component: nucleosome.
AGUUUUAUUAAAGAAAAUUCUCUGCUUUCCCUCGAAUUAUCAUUAUUCCUCGUUGUUUGUCUUGUCGGUGGGAUACGCUCAGCAUGGCAUUGUCUGGCGCGCCUCCUGUGGGGUGGGGGAUGGCGUGUUUCCAUUGGCUAGUUGUGGCGACGGCAAAGACUCCUCGUAGGUCCGCAGGGCGGAUAUUAAAGCGGUGACGACAGGAGAAAUUGCAUUCAUUCAUUCAUUCAUUCUUUCCACUCUGACUCGAGAAGACUACAGCAUCUAUCAUGUCUGGACGCGGCAAAGGAGGCAAGGGUCUCGGAAAGGGAGGCGCCAAGCGUCACCGUAAGGUUCUUCGCGACAACAUCCAGGGCAUCACCAAGCCCGCCAUCCGUCGUCUGGCUCGCCGUGGCGGUGUCAAGCGCAUCUCCGGCCUCAUCUACGAGGAGACCCGAGGCGUUCUCAAGGUCUUCCUGGAAAACGUCAUUCGUGACGCUGUGACAUACACCGAACACGCCAAACGCAAGACGGUCACCGCCAUGGACGUUGUCUACGCCCUCAAACGCCAAGGUCGCACCCUGUACGGCUUCGGCGGCUAAAGGACCCGACGGACUCACCAUCGCAAGCAAACCCCGGCCCUUUUCAGGGCCACCCAAAUAUCCAAAAAA